AUGCCUCAACGGUUUGAUCGGAUUGUGAGCGCGGCGAUUGAGAAGAGAUUGGGCGGUGGUGGAAAGAAGAAGGAAGGGGAUGGGGUUAAUAACAAGAAGAAGGAUUUGUUGCAGGUUCUGCUGGAUUCUGGUGCUGCCUCGUCCUUGGCUUCCAUGGCCCAUUUCAAAGCCCAAGUCCAGAUACUGGAAGUCGGCGGAUUCACUGUCCCCCAAGGGACGGAAGUCGUCGUCAACGGCUGGGCCAUCCACAGGGACCCUUAG
Linum trigynum is the source of this 261-nucleotide messenger RNA. The record is from the annotation of a GenBank genome assembly. NCBI's taxonomy places the organism in Eukaryota, Viridiplantae, Streptophyta, Magnoliopsida, Malpighiales, Linaceae.